AACCCCCCUCCUCUUCCCCCUAACCCCCUUCAACUACACCAUCACCUAAACCAAAAACAAACGGACGAACCAAUUACCCCCUCCAACUCCUCCAAACUCCUCUUCUCUCUCUUGUGUAUAUAUAGAGGACACCGGCAACAACCGCUUAGAUGCACAAGAACCAAAGAAAACAAAGCUAACCCUGAAGAACUAGAGGAGAAGAAAGGGAGACAGGUUUUCAAAUGGAAGGAGUAGGAGUUGGAGAAGAUUAUAGGAGAGUGAAAGGGUCGUGGAGGCCAGAGGAGGAUGCGAAGCUGAGGGAGCUGGUGGAGAGACAUGGACCCCGGAAUUGGAGCUUGAUAAGCAACGGGAUACAGGGACGUACGGGCAAGUCGUGCAGGCUGCGGUGGUGCAACCAGCUCAGCCCCGACAUCCACCACCGGCCCUUCACCGCGGCCGAGGACGCCAUCAUCGUAGCCGCCCACGCCCGCUACGGCAACCGAUGGGCCGCCAUCGCUCGCCUCCUUCCCGGCCGCACGGACAACGCCGUCAAGAACCACUGGAAUUCCACCCUCCGCCGCCGCCGCCUCCGCGGCGAGAAGCCGUUCUCCCCUGCCGACGCCGAAGCGGCCGACGCCUCGGGCGGCGGCGGCGGCGGCGGCGUAGGCUCGUCGGUGGUUGACGAAUCUGACUCGGAGUCGGUGCAGAAGCGGCAGUGUCGGAGGGAGGAUAACGGUGGUUUGGUGGAGGUGGCGGCGGCGGGGCCUGCGACGGCGCUGUCGCUGAGGCCGCCGGGGGAGGGGGGCCACGAGCGGCGCAGCGACGUGGAGGCGAGCGUGGUGGCGGUGAUGCGGCAGAUGAUCGCCGAGGAGGUGAGGUGUUAUGUUGAUGGAUUGCGAUCGGACGGUGAUGGUGCCGUCUCUUUCUCCAUGCAGUCCGAGUCAGCAUCCAGCCACUAAGGUUUUUUUUUUUUAUUUAUUUAUAGAAAGAAGUUGGGGUUGGGUACUUGGGUGGUAAAAAAAUACAUCGUAUUGAGACAUAUGCUUGUGGGGUAUCAUAUUUGAUGAUUGUCCAUCUUUUAAUAACGGCCAUCCAUUAAUCACCGUAGAAGAUCCAUAUUUGAAUAAUAACCACCACUAAAUUGGAUUCA
This is a messenger RNA of Phoenix dactylifera (date palm), 1129 nucleotides long. Its product is annotated as transcription factor MYB119-like. Lineage: Eukaryota; Viridiplantae; Streptophyta; Magnoliopsida; Arecales; Arecaceae. Gene Ontology annotation, molecular function: RNA polymerase II cis-regulatory region sequence-specific DNA binding; DNA-binding transcription factor activity, RNA polymerase II-specific. Gene Ontology annotation, biological process: regulation of DNA-templated transcription. The record is from RefSeq and is a predicted model, not a curated record. Gene Ontology annotation, cellular component: nucleus.